Molecule: messenger RNA, 1252 nt
Organism: Phyllopteryx taeniolatus (common seadragon)
Lineage: Eukaryota; Metazoa; Chordata; Actinopteri; Syngnathiformes; Syngnathidae
Product: zinc transporter ZIP1-like
Exons: 3
Coding region: 56-466 (136 amino acids)
Biological process (GO): zinc ion transmembrane transport
Cellular component (GO): plasma membrane
Molecular function (GO): zinc ion transmembrane transporter activity
Source: RefSeq, a predicted model, not a curated record
AACUUGCAGUCGUGCCAGAAAGACUCCAAUUGAACUUAAAUUUGCCGUAUCAUUUAUGAUUACGACCCAAGAGACUCACCGCACAGUUCUGAGUCUGAUAAGUUGCUUCGCCGGUGGAGUUUUACUGGCAGCAUGUUUGCUCGAUAUCAUUCCCGAUUACCUGGCGGACAUCAACACUGUGCUGGACUCUAACAUGAUUGAGGUCAACUUCCCACUUCCUGAGUUCAUCAUGGCUGUCGGCUUCUUCACAGUCCUCAUAUUGGAGAGGAUGGUUCUGAACUGUCGGGAGAUGGGAGGGACCGUGGAUGAGAGGGCACCUCUUAUACAGGACAUGAGGAACGGCCACGCCCACGCCCACGUCCAUGGCUCCACCGCGAGUCCGGAUCUGGAGAGCAGCGGCCACCACGUCCAUGUUGACUUUCAGGCCCACUCGCCUUUUCGCUCCUUCAUGCUUAUCCUCUCGUAGGUAAGAAAAAAGGCAGCGCUUCAUCUGAUACUGGAUCAUCUCGAGGUUACAGAAAAUACUUUAUAGCUAGCAAUUUUCUCUCAAAUUCUGUUUUGUUACACUUUUCCAGUCUUGCCCAACACCUUGGUGCAUUGCUUAUACAUUAUACUGUACAUCAUGAGUGCCAGUGCUGUCUUGCAAAGUUGCAGUGUAUAAUCUAUAGCAAAGCUAAGCAAAGUAUGGCAGGUGGGCCAUUUACAGCCUGCUCCAUUCUUUAAUCCGGUCCAUGAAGCAUUUACAUCAAGGGUUCACCAACUGACAGCAGGUUCUUGGGUACUGAUUUAUGUAAAGGGCCACCAGUUUGAUACACACUUUUGAAAUAACACAUUUAGUCAAAUCAACUUGAAUUAUAUGUUGUCGUUAACAAUUAAUGACCUUUGUCUACUCUACAGCAGUAAUUCUCAACUGGUGGGGAAGGACCCAAAAGUGGGUCGCGGAGCCAUUUUGGGUGGGUCGCAGAGAGCUAGUAAAAAGUUACAUUGGUCGUGUUCAUAUUUGGAUUUUUAUUAUUUUUUUUCUGACCAUGUUAAUGAUCUCUUAAAAUAGUUCUAAACAAUGAUUUAAUAAGGUAGGAUGAAAAUCAAUGCGCAACACUUUAUUUUCAAAUGAUCACUUUUACCACAUUCCUAUCACAAUCACAACCAGCCUUGUUUACUAAUAAAUGCGUAGAAAUGUUUGCCCUCUGCGCACAAGUUAAGUGUAUACGAGAAAUCACCAUCAGAUUCAUGUCCCAUGCGUACCGGACAA